Sorghum bicolor (sorghum) is the source of this 4473-nucleotide messenger RNA. Its product is annotated as pentatricopeptide repeat-containing protein At4g19440, chloroplastic. Gene Ontology annotation, molecular function: protein binding. The record is from RefSeq and is a predicted model, not a curated record. The transcript is spliced from 9 exons. Bases 105 to 2510 code for a protein of 801 amino acids. NCBI's taxonomy places the organism in Eukaryota, Viridiplantae, Streptophyta, Magnoliopsida, Poales, Poaceae.
CCCUCCUAGCCUACCGGUCCACGAUCCAAUCCGCGCCGUCCGUUCUCCCGCCGCAACCUUCGUCUUGUCCUCAAGGCCGUCGGCGGCCACCGCCCGCAUACACCAUGAAACCACCGCGGCUCCUUCCCCUCCUCCGCCGCCGCCUCUCAUCCGCCGCUGACGCCGCCGCUGAUGCCGCGGAGCUUGCCAGCGCGCUCUCCGUGGCGCCCUCCCCCGAUGCGAAGCGCGACCUUGCCAUCCUGCUCCGCCGCCUUGGCGGCCGCGGCCUCGCAUCCGCCCUCUCGUCCCUUCCGGCCCCCCUUCCGGCCUCCUCCGCCCAGCGCCUCCUCCAGCAUAUUCUCUCCGACGCCCACGCUUCCGCCUCCCGCCACGCCGAGGAUCUCCUGUCUCCCCGCGUCUCUACGCUCCUCCUCCAAUCGCUCGUCGCCGAUCGCGCCUCGCUACCGUCCGCGCGCCGCCUCGUCUCACGCCUCCUCCGCUUCAACCCUCUGUCCGUCGCCGCAGCGGCUAUCGCGGACUCCCACUGCACUGCCACAGCGGACCUUCUCGUCCGCGCCUGCCUCAACUCGCCUGCCCCCGGAUCCCUGUCCCGUGCCGCCGAUGCCUUUCUCGAGCUUUCCGCACGUGGUGCAUCGCCGUCCAUCAAGACAUGCAGUAUCCUUGUCGAAGCCCUAGGUUGUGGUGGCCAACUGGACGUGGCCCGCAAGGUGUUUGGAGAAAUGCGGGAUGGCAAGACUGUUGCUCCUGAUGUGCACACAUACACGGCGAUGAUUAAGGCACUCUGCAGGGCUGGAGAGAUUGAUGCUGCUUUUGCAAUGCUUGCGGAGUUGCGGCGGUCUGGGAUCCAACCAACGGUUGUCACUUACAACGUGCUAAUGGAUGCACUGUGCAAGAGUGGGAGGGUGGAGGAGGCCUUUCGGUUGAAGGGGAGAAUGGUUGAAGGCAGGGUGAGACCAAGCAUUGUCACGUUUGGCAUCCUGAUCAGUGGUCUUGCAAGGGGCCAGCAGUUUGGGGAGGUUGGUGCAGUGUUACAGGAGAUGCAGGGUUUUGGGAUCACCCCUAAUGAGGUUAUUUACAAUGAGAUGAUUGGUUGGCAUUGUAGGAAAGGGCAUUGCUCAGAGGCGCUUAAGCUGUUUGAUGAAAUGGUCUCAAAGGGGAUAAAGCAGACAGUGGUGACUUACAACUUGAUUGCGAAGGCUCUGUGCAAAGAAGGAGAAAUGGAACAUGCUGAGAAGAUAUUGGAUGAGAUGUUGUUGGCUGGGAUGAUGGUUCAUUGCAGCCUGUUUAAUAGUGUGGUUGCAUGGCAUCUUCGAGGAACUGGAAGACUGGAUUUGGUGCUAAGGCUUAUAAGAGAAAUGCUUGCCAGAUUUCUGAAACCAAAUGAUGCUCUGAUGACAGCUUGUAUCCAGGAGCUUUGCAAAAGUGGGAAACACGAAGAAGCAGCUGAAAUUUGGUUCCAAGUAUUGGGUAAAGGUUUAGGUGUCAAUGUUGCAACAUCCAAUGCGUUGAUUCAUGGGCUUUGUCAAGGUAACAACAUGAAAGAGGCUACUAAGGUUCUAAAGGCUAUGGUGAAUAGCGGGGUUGAAUUGGAUAGAAUCACGUAUAAUAUAAUGAUUCAAGGCUGCUGCAAAGCCAGUAAAAUGGAUGAAGCAAUACAACUUCGUGAUGAUAUGAUCAAAAGAGGGUUUAAGCCUGACCUUUUCACUUUUAAUAUUUUCUUACACACUUACUGUAAUUUGGGUAAGGUGGAAGAGAUCCUUCACCUGCUGGAUCAGAUGAAAAGUGAGGGCCUUAAACCAGAUAUUGUGACAUAUGGCACUAUAAUAGACGGUUACUGCAAAGCAAAGGAUAUGCACAAGGCGAAUGAAUAUUUGACAGAAUUGAUGAAAAAUGGGUUAAGACCGAAUGCAGUCAUCUAUAAUGCUCUUAUUGGUGGUUAUGGUAGGAAUGGUAACAUUUCUGAUGCAAUUGGUAUUCUUGACACUAUGAAGUAUAAUGGCAUACAACCAACACCUGUAACUUACAAUAGCCUUAUGUAUUGGAUGUGUCAUGCUGGUCUUGUUGAAGAGGUGAAGGCAGUUUUUGCACAAUGUAUAGUAAAGGACAUUGAGCUUGGAGUAAUUGGCUACACAAUUAUAAUUCAAGGUUUUUGCAAAAUAGGAAAAAUUGAUGAAGCUGUGAUGUACUUCAAGGAAAUGCAUUCCAGGGGUAUACCUCCAAAUAAGAUGACCUACACCACUCUGAUGUUUGCCUAUUCCAAAUCUGGCAACAAAGAAGAAGCUUCCAAGCUUUUUGACGAGAUGGUGAGCUUAGGCAUUGUUCCUGAUAGUGUUUCCUACAAUACACUAAUUUCAGGGUUUUGUGAGGUGGAUUCAUUGGAUAAGAUGGUAGAAAGUCCUGCUGAAAUGUCCUCACAAGUUUUGAAACAAGAUGGCUGUUCGUACAAUGCUUUUGUUGAUGGAAUAACUACACCCUGGUGCCAGAAAGAGGCUGUGUCUAAUGCUGAAUGAUGUGUAACCAAGGAUGAUGUAAGAAAGGAGACUAACUUUGAGCUUGAUAGAUCAUCAUAAUGUUCAUCAGUUCUUACUGCUCAUUUGUUGCGGUUGCGGGUCAUAAUCUUUUGGUGGUAAUGCCAUUCAUGCCAGAAGGUUCACGUUUGCACCUAAUGAUGGUUGCAUAUCUGAUGGUUUUGAAGAUCCAGUUAUUGCGUCUAUUCUAAAUGAAACACUCAAAGCUCUAGACUACCCCCAUAGCCAAGUGCAUAUUCAUCGUGAUGUGAAGGUAAUAUCCUUAUUGUAAUCCCAGUGUAGUCAAGCUUGGGGACUUCGGUGUCUCUGCUUGCAUUUUUGAUAGGGGUGAUAGGCAAAGGGCUAGGAGUACAUUUGUUGGAACACCGUGCUGGAUGGCUCCAGAAGUUCUCCAGCCUGGAACUGGAUAUGAUUUCAAAGCUGAUUUAUGGUCAUUUGUAAUAACCGCACUCAAGCUGGCACAUGGACAUGCUCCCUUUUCAAUGUACCCUGCUAUGAAGGUUCUUCUCAUGACGCUCCAAAAUGCUCCUCCAAGUGUGAAUGCUUUCUGAUUAUAGUUUUCUAUCACAAUCUUUCUGUUCUAGAAUGCCGUUUCAGUCAUUAUUUGUACAGAGACUGGGCAUUAGGUUAGAUUAUUGUGGUUGCUCUUCUAAUUAAAGUUUUUUCAGUUGUAAUCAGUCCUUCAAGGAAAUGGUUGCAAUGUGCUUGGUUAAAGAUCAAACAAAGAGGCCAGCAGCAAAAAUUACUUAAGCAUUCUUUUUUCAAGAAUGCACAACCUCUGGAGCUAACUGUUAAGCAUUUUAACUGAUUUGCCCCCUCUUUGUGAUCGUGUAAAGACACUUCAUUUUUUUCUAUGUACUUUUUUUCUUAUUUCUGUUUCACAUAAUGCUUGUGAUAGUUUUUCUUAGUUAAUGACUUUGUAUUUCCAGCUAAAGGAUGAAGCACAGCUAGCUUUGAAGAGAAUGCCUGCUGCAAAACAAGAAGCACUUUUCAUGAGAGAAGCUUCUAUUCCCUACAACGUGUACCUUUCCAGAGCUGCAGAAAUUUGAAAGCACAAACCAAGAUGGAUUCUAAAAGCUAAGCCCUUGAACACCCCAAGAUCUGUGUGACUCCAGGUGAGUACCAACAAGGGUUAGUGCAUGGAACUUCGAUAUUGAGGAUCUAAAGUCUCUGGCAUCACUGGCUCAACACGAGGAACAUUAUUAGGAGAAAAAAGCUCAAGCUGGAAGGCAACAACUACAAUUGUGUCCUAUGCAAGAUGAAUGUUGAAGAAAUGGCAUUUCACCUCUUCUUCACUUGUUCUUCCAGCCAGCUCUGUUGGCAGUUCCGUGGCAUUCAGUGGAUCUUACGUCAGAUUUCUUCCAAAUGAUAAUACAAGCCAAAAAAAGUUUUUCCAUAUCCUUUCGUCAUGGAAGUGUUCAUUAUCUCUGCAUGGCAAAUUUGGAUGCAGCACAAUAACUUCAUUUUUAACAGAGGAUCUCCAUCCUCCUCUUCAUGGAGAAGAUGUCUCAAAGAUGAAGGUCGACUACAAGCAUAUAGGAUUUCUGAAAACAAGCGGCCUGUUUUUCUCUCCUGGGUUGAUUCCUUUGUAUAGUUUUUUGUUUUUUUUUCUGGGCUUAGCAGGAGUGUUUCCUUUUGUUUUGUACAGUGGUUGUUUUUGUGUUUUAAUAAAAUCUAACAGUGGAGAGCUCAGCUGUUUUCCUGGUUAAAAAAAAUCUGAAUCUAACAGUGGUUCAAAAAAUAAACUAACAGUUGGGACCUCUGCUUGUCCCGGGAGAGGCAUUCGAAGAGGCUGCGGAGCAGAAGGAACCCGGGUAGAAAAGAAAGAAUCGUAGUAAUUUUGUUUCGUGAGUCAUCCAUUUGCUGUGAAGGGUCGUUGGUUAAGUGUUGCCAUCAGCCACGUGAGAUACCUGCUCAUCUAUGAACCCUGAUGUGCCUCUUCGUC